CUCGGAUAUAAAUAACGGUCGCGUUGGUCGGCCUUGGAUGUUCCUAGCAUGUUACCAAGCCAAUAGCAGGAGUAUCCCAGCUAGCUCGAUCAGGCUGGGGUUGCAGAUAGAACUACCAGCAACCCGAUCUCACAGCAUGCCGUAGAAAAAGGGGGUCUUUUUUUGAAGUCGUUCUGCGUAUUCGGGCUCUCGAAUUAGCACUGUGUCCAAGAUAUCCUUGUGGAGUUUUUUGUUCCCGGUCCACGGGAGUUGUUUGGAUUAUGGUCGAUACGAAGGAACCCUACACAGGUUAAUCAAACUCCCUUGUUGACUAUGCUUGUAAAUGUCUAUAAGCUCCCCUGCCUGCGAAGCUAAGAAGCGACGAUGAUGAUAUAUACCGAGGACGAACCCUCGGAAGUCUUCACACUGCGUUGCUUACGGAAGGUAGAUAGACUUCCCUCUGCCUUUCUGAUGAUGCGUCUGGGUCAAUGAUAUCCAGAUGGAGACGAGAUUGUUCAGUCGCAAAGUGUCGCUAGGAUGGGUGUUCUUUCUGGUCGCGGCGACAGUGCUGACUACUGUGCUGUAUCUCGGGGACUGGUCGCAAAGGAGAGAUAAUUGGAGCAUAGGAGGCCCAGGUGCAGUUGCGGAGGAAGCCAUUCACCUUCCAGAUGACUCGGAAUGCGUUCAUCUCCCUGGAGCCGAGGAGGUGUUCGUCACGCUCAGGACCGGAGCAACCGAAGCAUAUGAGAAGCUGCCAAUCCACUUGAUGACAACUUUACAGUGCAUCCCGAACUACAUCGUGAUGUCGGAUGUAGAGACAAAGGUCGCGCACACUCCGGUUUACGACGCUCUCACGCGCGUCACCGCCGAAUCCCAAGAUCAGUUCGAAGACUUCGACCUUUACAGAGACAUCCAGAGAUGGACCCAAGAAGGCCAAGACGUUCGAAAAUUCUCUUCGGAUGCGGCGUGGAAUCUCGAUAAAUGGAAGUUCAUGCCGAUGGUGCACCACGCAUUCGAAAGUGCUCCGGAGCGCACACAAUGGUUCGUUUUCAUUGAAGCGGAUACCAGCUUGUCUUGGGUGAAUCUGCUUCACUGGCUCCAGGGGCAGGACCCUCGCGAAGCCUUGUACUUUGGCGCCCCAGCACCGUAUAUUCCGGUUAAAGACUUCUAUUUCGCGCACGGGGGAAGCGGGGUGGUGAUUUCUCGCCCAGCGCUCGAGCGGCUGGAGCAUGCUCGAGCGCGUGAAGAGGGCGGAUCAAAGGCAUAUGACCGACGAUGGGAGAAGGCGACGCAGGAGACGUGUUGUGGUGAUGUGAUCGUUGGGCAGGCCCUGGAAGAAGUCGGAGUGAAGGUGACCAGCACGCGACCGAUGUUCCAUGGCGAGAACCCCAGGACCAUGGUGUGGGAUCAGGAGAACUGGUGCGUGCCGGCGAUCACGUGGCAUCAUGUGAAUGCCAUGGAAGUGGACCGGCUGUGGCGAUUCGAAAGGGACUGGAUCAAAGAGAAGGGCGGCGCACAGCCGUACUUCUUCCACGACAUCUUCCAAGCGUUGGUGGAGCCGUUUGUCGCGGCGGACAAGAGGUGGUGGAACAACAUGUCGCCGAAGUCGAGCGGCACAGGCUAUGAUGCCCACAGUCCGCACUUUGACCAACUGGAGCCAUCGGAGCAAGAGGCCGCGCGUUCCAAAGAAGGCUGCGCGGCUCUGUGCAAGCGCCGGGCGAGGGAGGAAUGCGUGCAAUGGAAGUGGAUGGAAGGGAAGUGCCACCUCAGCCCGACGUUCGUGUUCGGAAGCCCUGAUGAGCUGGAAAAUGAGCAUUGGGAGAGUGGUUGGCUGCUUGAUCGCUUCCGGUCGGAAUUGAAGUCAUGCAGGUAG
Molecule: messenger RNA, 1852 nt
Organism: Pseudocercospora fijiensis CIRAD86
Lineage: Eukaryota; Fungi; Ascomycota; Dothideomycetes; Mycosphaerellales; Mycosphaerellaceae
Exons: 1
Coding region: 479-1852 (457 amino acids)
Cellular component (GO): membrane
Molecular function (GO): glycosyltransferase activity
Source: RefSeq, a predicted model, not a curated record